Folsomia candida is the source of this 3591-nucleotide messenger RNA. RefSeq names its product probable phosphoglycerate mutase GpmB. Gene Ontology annotation, cellular component: cytosol. Lineage: Eukaryota; Metazoa; Arthropoda; Collembola; Entomobryomorpha; Isotomidae. The transcript has 7 exons. Gene Ontology annotation, molecular function: fructose-2,6-bisphosphate 2-phosphatase activity. The coding region runs from base 1181 to 1969 and encodes 262 amino acids. The record is from RefSeq and is a predicted model, not a curated record. Gene Ontology annotation, biological process: fructose 2,6-bisphosphate metabolic process; negative regulation of programmed cell death; regulation of pentose-phosphate shunt.
CAAGAGAUGAGACUUUCUCCUGCCAGUCCUCUCUUCCUCUGCUCUCCAUGGUGGGCAGGAUGAGAAGCAAGCACUGGGUCCACAGCAAGGAACGAAUAGUAUGAGCAAGUUUUUCGCCCCAAACGAAACGUGUAUCGAGUUUUUCCAUGAGCCUUGGCCACACCGGAGUCAGUAGGUUGGCGUGAGUCGUAUGGAGAAGAAGAGCUUAAGUUUUCCACUGCAGAGUGAGACGCCUUGUCCUGAACACCGUUUCUCAGAUUCCGGCGCAGCACCUCACCCCACACUUUUCCAAUUUAUUCACUUUGUUGAACCAAUAUUGUACUUACCAUUCAACAAUGCACAUAAAGGGAAGGAUGUGGUGGGUCGUCGUCUCGAGUGAGUGAGCGGAAACUACAAGAAACUUGCUUGCUUAUUCCACAAUCCAUCACAAAACUCUCGUGUUUGAGGAAUAUGUACAUAAAUUGAAACCAAUAAUUCAUACUCUUCUGCACUCUUUUUUAGUCCUACGAACGAAAUAUUCUGCAUAAUUAUAAGCUUCGAGUGAAGGCAACACAAUACGUUUUUGAUUUAUUUUCUACUCGGUAUUGUUCAGUCAAAAUUUGCACGAAGCGAGAGAAGUGAAAGUGAGAAUACUAAAUAAGAAAGCCAAUGAGCCGGCCACCAGACUGAUAUAGAUUUCCGCUGGGCAAAGAUAUACGCAUUGGUGCUGAUGAUACAUUUGUGUGUGACAUUUGGCUGAGGUUGGAACUCCCGAAAAGGGAAAGGUUUUGACACAUUUCGAGACUAUUUUUCAUAGGUUGUUGUCGGAGGCAGGCUGAGAUUUUAUGUCAAGUCUGCAGCACCAAGUAAUAACACUGCUCGCCUGUCCUAAAUAUGUGACUUGUAUGAAUAUUACUCCACCAGCGUAUUAUUCUCUUCUGCCCACUCGCUUUUACAUUCCAGCCACACAUCUCAACUAAUUUGACGUGAGACUCUGACUUUCAGGAGGUGCAUUACGUAGAAAAAUCUGAAUUUGUGCCCUUAUUUUUCAAGCUAACCAUUGUUUGGAAUAACUAAAACACUUGCUGGAUAAAUAAGUAGCGCAGAGUGAAAGUGUGGACGGAGAAUAAUUUUUUCUGAAAGAUUAGUGUUGUCAGUGUGAUAAACUCUGUAAUAACACAAAUUCGUCCCUCCAUCCAACAUGGCGAGAAGUCUUCCCAAGCCACACAUCGUGUAUCUCACCCGACAUGGUGAAAGCUUAGGAAAUGUGCAGAAAUGUUUCCUGGACUCGAGAGAAGAUGAUUUGACAAAGACAGGCGAACUCCAGGUGGAACUUUUGGCCAAGUACUUGGGAGCAAAAGAGAACAUCACACGUGUGUACAGCAGCGACUACUUGAGAGCACUCCGAACUGCCGAGGCCAUUGUGAAAGGUUCCAAAAACUUGACGAAGCUGCAAAUAAAGACGGAUGUCCGACUCAGAGAAAGGGCGGUCGGGGUGUUCCAAGGGAAAAAAUAUCAAGACGCAAUUACGGCUUUGUUGAAAAGUGGAGGCGACUUAAUGGGGUUUACACCGCAGGGGGCAGAGAAAAUGAAGGAUGUUGGCUGUCGAAUGAGCAAUUUUUUUAAGGAACUGUGCACGGAGCUGGACAAUGGUGACGAGGAGCAAGAAGUGGUCGUGGUGGUGUCUCACUCCUUCGCCCUCAUCAAACUUAUCGACACGUUGAUCAAGUCGAAAUCAUAUCGUGUCGUCCACUGGGAUCACUCGAAGGGGUACAAACUCAUCCGAAACGGCUCCUUUAUCAAGCUCUCCCUCGGCCUAUUGAAGGACAAUUGUGAAGAUCUGAGCACGCUGCCUGGCCAGCGGAGAAUCGAAUUUCUCAACCUUCAUGAAACGGAGCAUCUCCAGGGAUUGGUUGAAAAUGACACUUUGGUGAAGUUUACUCAGUGCACGGACGAAGGGAAGGCUUUCUCUGGGUGCAUUCAGUCCUGAAGAAGACUUGUAUUCUCCCUCAAAAACCAGCUGAUUUGUAAAAGGAAGUCGGAUUGAAGAAUCUCUGGAAUCAAGAUGAACUGGCAUGUCCUCUUUACAUUUCGAGCUAUGUCAGGGUAAUCAGAAAUCGAUUUACCAUCCGCACUCUCCUCCUCUGCACAUAUUUCUACAGAUAACACACGAAAUCAAGUUAGGAUAAUCAAAUCGGGACAAAUUUUUCCUCCAUAUGUUGUCGAAUAGAUAUUUUAUUUUAUUUCAUUCACAUUGCCAGUCCUAGCUUUUAAGGAUGAAAUGCAAGUUAGCUUCUUCCAGGAUAUGAAAGAGCGUCCCAUCCGAAAAGUGAGGACUGCAUGCAUAAGCUGCAGGGUUCACAUGAGUACAAUGUGAUUGAUUCCGAAACUGAAUUUAUUUUGUUCAUGGCCGCGCAGGCUAUUUGGAUAUUGUGUUUCUUCUGCAAGUUAAAAAAAUCCUUCCUUCCUUCCUCGGUGGAAAACAACCUUGGCGUGGAUGUACAUAUGUACAUACAUGUUUCAAAACUUGUAAUUCAAUUCCUCAGCCAGCAUGUACGUAUGUAUGUACAUACGUACAAAGUCGACUUAUCUUACAACUUCAUUGUAUUAGACUUGCAAAUUUUUUACACAGUUGUGGAGUUGUUCUCAAGGUUUGAACCCAAUUGUGGUGGUGAUACUCUUGAGAGUUAUUUGUACUCGUAAACAUGUAUGGACGUGUGUGUGUGAAUUGUUCUAUUUGUUGUGAGGCUUUUUAUGUUUCAGUUUAAGGGUCUCUCAUUUUGACAGAGGAUCAAUUGCUAUGCAUUAGUGCGUGUGUAGCAGUUUGCUAAAGUGGUUUCCAGUGAAAUUGAGAAGUUGGAAUGCUUUAAGCUUCCAGAACGAACGAGCCGGGCACUUUUCACUCGUCCUUGUGUUGGAAUUCUUUUACAAGUAAUAUGCUUCAUCGGUUUAAGGGAUCUGGAUAAAUUUAAUAUGUUAUGCAUACACGUAGGUUAUUGUCUUAUUAUUUGAUAAGUAAGUAGUGUAAAUAUAAAUGUGGGACGCACUGUUGCACAUAAAUCCCAGCUCCGGUACCCUUCUGCAUAUCUUCUCGACCCUAAUUACGUUCUCAUUACUUUCCUCCCUCCACCUGGAAAGCAGGGAGGCGAGUAAUCAAAUUAAUUUUGGAGAGAACCUCAUUUUCCACGCUUCGCCACUAUUUUUGGCAUCCCUGAUUUUGGUGGAUUUAAUUACUGACAUUCAUCCGGUGCAUGAAGGGUGAGAGAGAGACGUGUAUCUAUUUGUGAUGAAAUGAACAAACCUUCAUUUGGUGAGGUAAUUUUGAAUACUAUAACAUUAGGGGAACAAACGAGCAUUUAUGAAUCAGGUCGGUUUGUGGGGAUGCUAAAACAAGCGUCAUAAAAGUCAACAGCAUAAAGUAUGUAACCAACCACAAGCUCUACGCAAAUAAUAAAAUUCCGUGAUUAAAAUUAAUGAUGUACAUAUUUCGACAGGGCCUAAAUUUAAUUAGUUGUAUCGAAUAAUCUACACAUGUCAAAUUGUAUCCUACAAUAUGUACAUACAUAAAAAUAUUACCAUCUAUGAGUCCGAAUAAAAUUACCAUUUUCCUAG